Pongo pygmaeus (Bornean orangutan) is the source of this 12603-nucleotide messenger RNA. It is a transcript of the gene RPGR, whose product is annotated as retinitis pigmentosa GTPase regulator. The record is from RefSeq and is a predicted model, not a curated record. Bases 387 to 3767 code for a protein of 1126 amino acids. Lineage: Eukaryota; Metazoa; Chordata; Mammalia; Primates; Hominidae. The transcript is spliced from 15 exons.
GCCUGGACCUCCAACGGCACAAGGGCGCGGACUCCACCGCAUCACUGCGCGGCGUGGCCGCCUCUCUGCUCCAGGCCGCCAGAGGGCGCGUGGUCUCUACCGCCCCUCCGCUGUGCCUGAGCCUGCCCCUUAGCAGCCAGCCGGCCUCCGUUCCCCUCCCCAGCGGCGCCUGCCCCGCCUUGCAUUCCCAAGCUCCGCCCCCGUUGCCCGUAGCGGCUGUUUGUUGACUUCCGGGAGCGCGGUUGUAGUUGAUCCCCGGAGUUUCGCCAUGCGGAACUGGGGGGCUUUCGCGGCCCGCGUCGGUGCGGAGUAGCUGCCUUAGCCCCGACCAAACCGUCCUCUACAGCCUCCUGGCCCAGGCUCAGGCUGCCCGUACCGCCCGUGGCAUGAGGGAGCCGGAAGAGCUGAUGCCCGAUUCGGGUGCUGUGUUUACAUUUGGGAAAAGUAAAUUUACUGAAAAUAAUCCCGGUAAAUUCUGGUUUAAAAAUGAUGUCCCUGUACAUGUUUCAUGUGGAGAUGAACAUUCUGCUGUUGUUACCGGAAAUAAUAAACUUUACAUGUUUGGCAGUAACAACUGGGGUCAGUUAGGAUUAGGAUCAAAGUCAGCCGUCAGCAAGCCAACAUGUGUCAAAGCUCUAAAACCUGAAAAAGUGAAAUUAGCUGCCUGUGGAAGGAACCACACCCUGGUGUCAACAGAAGGAGGCAAUGUAUAUGCAACUGGUGGAAAUAAUGAAGGACAGUUGGGGCUUGGUGACACUGAAGAAAGAAACACUUUUCAUGUAAUUAGCUUUUUUACAUCCGAGCAUAAGAUUAAACAGCUGUCUGCUGGAUCUAAUACUUCAGCUGCCCUAACUGAGGAUGGAAGACUUUUUAUGUGGGGUGACAAUUCCGAAGGGCAAAUUGGUUUAAAAAAUGUAACUAAUGUCUGUGUCCCUCAGCAAGUGACCAUUGGGAAACCUGUCUCCUGGAUCUCUUGUGGAUAUUACCAUUCAGCUUUUGUAACAACAGAUGGUGAGCUAUAUGUGUUUGGAGAACCUGAGAAUGGGAAGUUAGGUCUUCCCAGUCAGCUCCUGGGCAAUCACAGAACACCCCAGCUGGUGUCUGAAAUUCCCGAGAAGGUGAUCCAAGUAGCUUGUGGCGGAGAGCAUACUGUCGUUCUCACGGAGAAUGCUGUGUAUACCUUUGGGCUGGGACAAUUUGGUCAGCUGGGUCUUGGCACUUUUCUUUUUGAAACUUCAGAACCCAAAGUCAUUGAGAAUAUUAGGGAUCAGACAAUAAGUCAUAUUUCUUGUGGAGAAAAUCACACAGCUUUGAUAACAGAUAUCGGCCUUAUGUAUACUUUUGGAGAUGGUCGCCACGGAAAAUUAGGACUUGGACUGGAGAAUUUUACCAAUCACUUCAUUCCUACUUUGUGCUCUAAUUUUUUGAGGUUUAUAGUUAAAUUGGUUGCUUGUGGUGGAUGUCACAUGGUAGUUUUUGCUGCUCCUCAUCGUGGUGUGGCAAAAGAAAUUGAAUUCAAUGAAAUAAAUGAUACUUGCUUAUCUGUGGCGACUUUUCUGCCGUAUAGCAGUUUAACCUCAGGAAAUGUACUGCAGAGAACUCUAUCAGCACGUAUGCGGCGAAGAGAGAGGGAGAAGUCUCCAGAUUCUUUUUCUAUGAAGAGAACACUACCUCCAAUAGAAGGGACUCUUGGCCUUUCUGCUUGUUUUCCCCCCAGUUCAGUCUUUCCACGAUGUUCUGAGAGUAAACUCCAAGAGAGUGUCUUAUCUGAACAGGACCUCAUGCAGCCAGAGGAACCAGAUUAUUUGCUAGAUGAAAUGACCAAAGAAGCAGAGAUAGAUAAUUCUUCAACCGUAGAAAGCCUUGGAGAAACUACUGAUAUCUUAAACAUGACACACGUCAUGAGCCUGAAUUCCAAUGAAAAGUCAUUAAAAUUAUCACCAGUUCAGAAACAAAAGAAACAACAAACAAUUGGGGAACUGACGCAGGAUACAGCUCUUACUGAGAACGAUGAUAGUGAUGAAUAUGAAGAAGUGUCAGAAAUGAAAGAAAGGAAAGCAUGUAAACAACAUGUGUCACAAGGGAUUUUCAUGACGCAGCCAGCUACGACUAUCGAAGCAUUUUCAGAUGAGGAAGUAGGGAUCCCAGAGGAGAAGGAAGGAGCAGAGGAUUCAAAAGGAAAUGGAAUAGAGGAGCAAGAGGUAGAAGCAAAUGAGGAAAAUGUGAAAGUGCAUGGAGGAAGAAAGGAGGAAACAGAGAUCCUAUCAGAUGACCUUACAGACAAAGCAGAGGUGAGUGAAGGCAAGGCAAAGUCAGUGGGAGGAGCAGAGGAUGGGCCUGAAGGUAGAGGGGAUGGAACCUGUGAGGAGGGUAGUUCAGGAGCAGAACACUGGCAAGGUGAGGAGAGAGAGGAGAAGGGGGAGAAAGACAAGGGUAGAGGAGAAAUGGAGAGGCCAGGAGAGGGAGAGACGGAACUAGCAGAGAAGGAAGAAUGGGAGAAGAGGGAUGGGGAAGAGCAGGAGCAAAAGGAGAAGGAGCAAGGCCAACAGAAGGAAAGAAACCAAGAGACGGAGGAGGGAGAAGGGGAGGAGGUAGGGGAGGAGGAGCAUGGAGAAGGAGAAGAGGAGGGAGACAGAGAAGAGGAAGAAGAGAAAGAGGAGGAGAAGGAGGGAGAAGGGAAAGAGGAAGGAGAAGGGGAAGAAGUGGAGGGAGAACGUGAAAAGGAGGAAGGAGAGAGGGAAAAGGAGGAAAGAGCGGGGAAGGAGGAGAAAGGAGAGGAGGAAGGAGACCAAGGAGAGGGGGAAGAGGAGGAAACAGAAGGGGGAGGGGAGGAAAAAGAGGAGGGAGGGGAAGUAGAGGAGGGGAAAGGAGAGGGGGAAGAGGAAGAGGAGGAAGGGGAGGGGGAAGAGGAAGAAGGAGAAGGGGAGGGGGAAGAGGAGGAAGGAGAAGGGAAAGGGGAGGAGGAAGGGGAGGAAGGAGAAGGGGAGGGGGAAGAGGAGGAAGGAGAAGGGGAGGGAGAAGAGGAGGAAAGAGAAGGGGAAGGGGAGGAGGAAGGAGAGGAAGGAGAAGGGGAGGAGGAAGGAGAGGAAGGAGAAGGGGAGGGGGAAGAGGAGGAAGGAGAAGGGGAAGGGGAGGGGGAAGAGGAGGAAGCAGAAGGGGAGGGAGAAGAGGAAGGAGAAGGGGAAGGGGAGGAAGGAGAAGGGGAAGUGGAGGGAGAAGAGGAGGAAGGAGAAGGGGAGGGAGAAGAGGAGGAAGGAGAAGGGGAGGGGGAAGAGGAGGAAGGAGAGGGGGAAGAGGAAGAAGGGGAGGAAGAAGGAGAGGGAGAAGAAGAAGGGGAGGGAGAAGGGGAGGAAGAAGAGGAAGAAGGGGAGGUGGAAGGGGAGGAAGGAGAGGGGGAAAGAGAGGAAGAGGAAGGAGAGGAGGAAGGAGAAGAAAGGGAAAAGGAGGGGGAAGGAGAAGAAAACAGGAGGAACAGAGAAGAGGAGGAGGAAGAAGAGGGGAAGUACCAGGAGACAGGUGAAGAAGAGAAUGAAAGGCAGGAAAGGCAGGAUGGAGAAGAGUACAAAAAAGUGAGCAAAAUAAAAGGAUCUGUGAAAUAUGGCAAACAUAAAACAUAUCAAAAAAAGUCAACUACUAACACACAGGGAAAUGGGAAAGAGCAGAGGUCCGAAAUGCCAGUCCAGUCGAAGCAACUUUUAGAAAACGGGCCAUCAGGUUCCAAAAAGUUCUGGAAUAAUGUAUUACCACAUUAUUUGGAAUUGAAGUAACAAACCUUAAAUGUGACCCGAUUAUGGCCAGUCAGACAAUUUAAAUGCCUUGCAUAUAACAGACACUCAUUACAUGUUAUUAAAUUGAUUUUAUGUCAAUUAUUUGAUGUGUAGUAAAAAAAAGCAACUGAUGCAGCUGUGUUAAGGAGCCAAAGACAACAGGAGGCACUGGUAAAUUUUGGCCUCUCUCAAACUAAAAUUUUCGUGUAUUUCCCACCCAAAUUAUAAAACCAUAACUAGAAAAUAUUAAAAGGUCAUAUCAGAUUAUUAACAUUAUAUAUUCAUUAAAGGCAGCUUUAGGAAAUAGGAAUGUACUACAAGAAUGUUUUGUUUGUGUAUACAAAUCAUUCCAUUUUUAAAUGGCACAGAUGCUUAAGGGCUAUAAAAACUUCUAAUUUCUUAUAAAUAUGUUAGUACUUUUUUUAAGUUAGUGAUUACAGUUUACCUACUGUAUAGAAUAAUUUUCCAAUAAUGGAUGGUAUUCUAAAACUCAAUUGAGGCAUUCACAUUUUAAAGAAAGUAUUGUCUUUUACCUUUUAUGUGUUCUUUUUGCAAAAAUCUACAAAGUGACAGCUGUGUUCAGAGCUUAGAUCCCAAAAACGUGAUCUCUUUUAGUUACUAUCUGGGCAGAUGGUAGUAUAUCUAAUGAAAUGGUGAUUAAUUUAAAUGUAUAAUCUGGAAAUAUGUAAAACUUGAAGUAUUUUUGUCCAGGCAAAGCUACUCAUUGGGCCUCAGUUUCUUCAUCUCUAAAAUGGAGUGGAUGAGAUGAUGUGAUAACUGUAGUCCCUUCUAACUCUUCAUUCUCACAGAUUUCACUCUCACAGAUUCACUCUAUCGUUCUCACAGAUUCUUUCUUACAGAUUCAUUCUCACAGAUUCACUCUAUCAUUAUUGUUAUUCGUGUAAGAAACGUUUUAGGGAGAAAAAUUACACUAUAAAAUUAAUUUAGUUUUCUAUACAGUUGUUUUCUUUACUCUUGAAAAGUUAUGACAGCUUUAACGUCUCUUGUCUUCUGUAAUUUUUUAUUUCUAAACUCCUAUCAUUUCCAAGCUUUAACUGUACUUUAUCAGAGCCUUCAUUUCCAGUAUGUGUUAUGUGCCCUCAAUGUAUUCAUUGACUGUUCUGUAAUUUCAGUUUGUCUGUUCCUUGUCAGAAUGUUUCAAGUAAAAUAAAAAAUUAAAUGUAUGUAGUCAGAAAUUCUUUGUGAAAAGAUAAACUGUCUAGUAUUAGAUACUGAAUUUUAGAGAGGCUAGAUUUCCACUAGAGUAAUUUCAAUUGUCCCUUAAAAUUUUCCAUGUACAUAAUGCAGCUAAUUUAUCUGAUAGUUUAUUUGUGGCUCCUUUUUCAACUGAUUUCCUUUCAUAGUCCCUUUUAUAUCCUGGACAUGAGAGAUUUCUUAUACUUAGUUUUAUUAAGGAGGAUUUUGAUGAGAAACUUCCUGUGAAUUUUGUGUAGUUGAGUUCUUUGCACAUUUGAUUCUCUGAGUGAGAAAGAAUAUAAGGAAAAAGUCUAGAAUCGUAUGAAGUAAAGGAUUUCCUAGGAGCAAUUAUAAAUUUUGCCUUAGCUGCAAGGAUCUCUGGCAGCUUCCCCUAACUAACCAAAUGUACCGAUUUGGCAUUGCAGUGCUUUACCAAAUUCGACCACAUUCAUUAAGGGAUAGUAGAAAAGAAUUAAUACUAUGAUAAAAAUAUAUGUGCCGAACAUGAUUAUUUAAAAAGUAGAUUUAAAAUGAUUAAGAUGGAUGACACAGAAUUCAUAAAGAAAAAAACCUCCAGGGAAAUGAGAAACUCUUAAACUCAAGUUAUUAAUGUAAUAGCUAUGGGCAUUCAUCUUCUACUGAAGAGAUAAUCAGCCAGUAAUACUGAAACAACGUUCUAAAAUACGCCCAUCUCAGUAUUAAACCUGGUCUAUAUGUCCACGUUUAAAUAGCAUUUCUUCACAUUUCCCUGGCCAAAAACAUUUUGUGCUCUUUAGAAGUGGUAGUUCAUGCAAGCAUUGUCUUCUAGUGGAGAACACUGGCCUCCCUAGUCGCUUUGAGACCAAAGCCCUUCUUCUGGUUUUGUACUUUUGAGCUGUCUGAACUUGGGCUAGUCUCUUAGCUUUGCAGUCCUCAGUUUCUUCAUCUGGAAAAUUAUAGAAUGAGAAUGAGUGACCUAAGGGAUUCUAUAGGAACAGCAGUUGUUCAUUACCAGCUAGAGCUCUGUCACACCCAGAUUUUCUGCAAUUCCUUUUUCCUCAGUAAAAAAUCUUAAGUCUCGUCACCAAAGUGACCCCACAUUCAAACUAACUAGUAGUUAUACUAAAGUAAACAGUUAUCCUAAACUAAUAAGCACACACUAACUUUCUGUGCCCACUGUUGGGCGAACAUUUAUUUAAUCACAUGUGGCAGGUCUAGUACCCUCAAAAAGUUUAUGGAGAGGAGUGUAUUGUGGGUUAGGGGUGGGUUGGGGUACAAAAGACCCAGGUCUAGCCAGGCUUUCAUCGACAGAAGUGAUUUACAUGUUUGUAAAUUUUAUAUAUCUUAGGAGAAAAAAAAGGAAGCUUAAGAAUGAGACCACUUUGUCCCUCAUGAAUUAACACUUGGUUACAUAGAUUAAAAUAACUGGUUCCUUCUUUAUUGUUCCCAUCUGCUGGUUGUUCAGGCUUUUAUAGUGGUUUAUUACUGAUCAUUAUUGAGGGAAGUGUGAGUAGUAUAUAUAGAAUCCAUUGAGUUACAUUUCCUAAUGAGGACUCUGGCUGAAAAAGACUUUAAGGUAAGCUGCAAAGGAUUACCUACCACAGAAACUGCUGCUGCUGCUGCUGCUGCUGCGGAACAGCAGCAGUCAAGGUGAGUGCAACUGAAAUGUCUUCUAUUAUUUCACUAUAGAGAAACUUGCUAUACACUUACAUAGCAAAAAUAAAAUGUGACCAUGGAAGAAGGAAAGGCCAAGCUUUUCUUGUUUCUGACCUGGAGAACUGAGUAGAAAGAGUGCUAUUCAGCAAGAUCGAGAAUAAGGGAGCAGAAGCAGGUUUGGGAGACAGUUUUUUACUGUUGAUUUUAGAUUGUCUGUAGGAGAUGUUCAGGAGGCAGAUACAUGUAUGGAUCUGGAGCUCACGGAGAUAGCUGAGUAUCGCCAGCUUAUAGAUGUAGUUAAAACUGGAUUUGACUGAAAGGAAGUGUUCCUAGUGUGAAUGGAGGAGAGUUGAAGACAGAAUUCAGAGAAAUGUCAGUAGGUAAGGGAGAGGUUGAGAAAGUGAAGUCUGAGGAGGUGUGGGAGCAUACUUACUAGGAAAGAGAGAUACCACCCAAGCCAAAGAAGGGGUUUCAGAGAGGAAGGAGUGGUAGUAGCUGCAGAGAGAGCUUCUAGGAGUCAGCCUAGUAGAGGGGCAGGGGCAGAACCCACAUUGCCAGGAAAGAAUGAGCUCCAGGAAAUCUGCUCUGCAGAGGAAUAGAAUCAGAACUGUGAAAAUUAAAUAUCAGAUAUAGAUAUUUAAUUUUUAAAAUAUUUAAUUUUUUAAGCAUAUUUCUCAAUUUAGGAAAGGAGAUGUGUACUCCAGAGACUUUGGUUCUCUGGGGAAAAGAUGAUAAAUUUUGUUCAUAAUUAAUAUAUACAUAAGAAUAGAGUGUUAUUGAUGUGAGCUUAUGAACCAAAAGAAAAAUCUGCAGUGCUUUAAACAUUAGUGAGGCAGAGAAAAAAAACAUCUGUGAGAACAGCCAUUAUUAUCCUCAAAUUAAAUGGGCAGGUUUGGAAACAAACAUGGGCUCCAAAGUCCAGUAGAACUGAGUUAAAAUCCCAGCCCUCCACUGAUUAGCUCUGUGGACACCUAGAAAAGUGGUGGUGGUGGUGGUGGUGGUGGUGGUUGUUAUUUGACCUUUCUGAGUCUUAUUUCCCUCAUUUGAUAAAGGAAGGGACUUUUGAUGAUUAAAUUACCUAACAUGAAACAUAGGCACUCAGCAAAUGGUAACCUGUAUCAUUCUAAUUAUACUCUGUGAUCACACCAAGGUAGGUGCAAAGCUACACUCAUGAAUCUCCAGGUCACUGACUGAUGUGCGUGAGUUUAGUCCUGUGAACCUGACUUUUGUUUAAAUGUAACAUAAUAGCAAAAUAUAAAUUGGCUAAUAGAAAUAGAUCUGUGGGAAUAAAGUAGAUUGCAAUAAUGAUCAUGCUUAAGUAUAAGGUGGAGUGAAACUAUUACACACCAUACAUUAGUCAAUAAAUGCCCCUAAAUAUUUAAAGUGUGUUGAAACACUGAUCACACUCGUGUGGUUAGCCUAAAAUUUAGGUGUAUUUUCUGUCACUGAACACUUCCCUCUGUGUCCUAACCUUGUUAUCAAAAUAAAUAAAAAUAAUUAGCACAUAAGGUAUAGUCGUGGAUCAUGCAUUUGUUUAUGGACAACAAGAAAAUCUUCUAAGGAAAAAGAGAAAUAGUAAAGAAUAAAUCUGAAAAUGAGAAUAAAAAUGCUCGCCAGCAAGAUACUCUGAACAUUUAUUUGUGUAGGCCUGCCUAUCAGAGUCAAAACUGGAAUGUAUUCAGUGGUGAGAAUACAGGAUUAGGAAUGACAUAAGGGAGUGGUGCCUAGAAAGAAGGAAGAGUUUAAGAGAUUAUAAAGUAGUAUUAUCACCCAAGAAUUUGGAGAUCACAACUGGCAGCCCAUGGGUGCAAUCUGGCCUGCAGACUUAUUUUGUUUGGUGCAGUUAUUAUUAUUAUUUUUAAUCAUAUUGGUUGCCAACAUUGAAAUGUCAGGAGAUUUUACAUUUAAAAAAUGUUUCUCAGCCAGGCAUGGUGGCUCACACUUGUAAUCCCAGAACUUUGGGAGGCUGAGGCCGGAGGAUUGCUUGAGGCCAGGAGUUCAAGACCAGCCUGGGCAAGAUGAUAAAAACCUGUCUCUAUAAAAAAAUUGAAACAUUAGUUAGGCAUGGUGGCGUGCGCCCUGUAGUCCCAGCUACUCAGGAGGCUGAGGUGGGAAGAUCGCUUGAGCCCCGAAGGUCAAGGCUGUAGUGAGCUGUGAUUGUGCCACUGCACUCUAGCUUGAGUGACAGAGUGAGGCCCUGUCUCAAAUAAUAAUAAUGUUUCUUGGACUUUUGGAAAGCCUGGGUCUGGGAGCAUCACACUCUGUGGCAACAUUGACCUGAAGCUGAGCUGAGGCUGGCACCCCUCUCCCCAGUUCCCAUGUCUCCUUCCCUCACUGGCCUAGAUGCUAGGCUCCUGGCUCACAAUGAAAGGAUGUAUAGAGGACACAAAAAUAAGUGGACGUUUUAAAUGAACUACUUUCCAGUGAUAAGAUCUGGGACAUUAUGGGAAAAAAAUGUCCAAACUUACUGUUUUUCGACAGUCCUCAAUGCACACUAAGAAUUCUAUCUUACUUGUUAUGGAGGGGCCUCUACAAAAUUAUUUAUACUUAUAUGCAAAUAUAUAGUAUUUGCUCAUAUGUUAUUUUUCUCUGUAAAUAAUCUUUUUAAUCUUUACACAAACCCUCUGAGGUAGGUAUUGCUAAUGUUAUUUUUCCAUUUUACAGGUAGACUAUAAAAUACAUUCACUGGGUACCAUGCUCAGGCCAUGAGUGAUUAGAUUAAGGCUUGGAAAGCAGUGCUUAGGGCUUUGUAUUUAAUGCCCUUCCCACCCCAUACUGCUGCUUCCAUGAUUUUCAGUGUAGUUAAAACAUGAACUUAUAUGUUAACUUUUCCUGUCCUAAAAAAAAAAAAAAAAAAAAAAAAAAACUUGAAAUUUUGAUUUUUCUACCUGAUAUAACUUAAAUACAAAGUUUUAUGCUAUAUUAACCUAUCUGGGAAACAUUUUCUACCCUAUAUGACAUUGAAGCAUGUCAGAAAUUCUGAAUUAUAGCACAAAAUUUUAUACUUUAUAGUUCUGGUUUGUUUUAUUACUUUUAAAAAACUGUAAUACCCACAGACAAAAGUGCCUAUCUCAUACAUGUGUUGCUCAAUAUAUUUUUCACAAAGUGAAUACACCCAUCACAAACUGAUCAGCAUCCAAAUCAAGGAAAAACACAGUACCAGCUCCCUCAGAAGCUUCACUUUAACCCCUUUCAGUCAUUUCCCACUCCCAGCCUCACCCCCCAGCCCCCAUCCCAGCAAUCUCUCCUUCUUAAAGCAUGCAAUGUAAUUGUGUUCUUAAGUAAACGGAAACCUCAGUAGGAACCUUUGCUCUCUUGAUCUGUUCCUUAAGAAAUAUGAAAAGUGUUGCCUUGGGCCAGACCAGAGUCUGCACCUGACUGUGCCAUGCCUGACCAAUGAAACAAAGGGUCCUUUUGUGAGAGGUCAGGCCCAUUCACUUCUUUACCGUGAUCCUAAUGCAAGACACAGACAUAUACUGACCAUUUCAGACUACCUGUUUACAUCUUCUUAUAUGGUUCUAGUGCCAAGAAUGUACUUAAACUUUACCCUUUCUUUUUGUAAAAUGACAGUAUUCUGCCAGUCACUUCCAAAUUGUUUCAGUUUAAAAGGUAAGUGCUUUCUGUGACUUCAAGUAGUCGUCCAGAUGUGUUUAGAAUAAUUUUAAAUGUGCUUAGUCUGUGAGUGCUAUGAUGUGAUUUCUAGUGAAAAUGUCAUUUUCUAAUAGCUUUCUCAAAUUUAGAAAAUGAUAUAGUUCCAAAAGUUCUUCAUUGUUAUAGAUUGCUUAAAGUUAAUGAGUAAAAUUGUAGUUUUUUAUGAGUGCUUUACUUAUUUCUAAAAUAAGGUAAAACUCCCACGUGUCUUUUUACAAUAGCAUGAUAUUAUCCUGUGGUUACAUGAAUACCUCAGUUAACAAGCCCAGUUGGAGUUGACCCAGGUGCUAGGUUAGCCAAGCUUCCCAAGUAAUUGAGGAUUAUGCUGGGAACACAGUUUACUGAUCCCUCCCUCUGUGAAAAGAGGGGCAUAGUCUGAAAUUCCUUGUCUCAGGAGCACUGUUCUUUUUAGUUAACCUUUUAUUUAUGUAUAUUUAUGCAGACAACUAUCAGUCAUAAGUCUUAAAUCUAGUAAUCUUCCCAUUCCCUUUCAAAGUGAAGUUGUUUCUGAUAAUUUUAGCUACCCAUAAUGUAUACGUGGCUAGGCAUGAUACACAGUAUAAGUCACUCAAAAGGGGAAAUCAGGCUGGGCGUGGUGGCUCACGCCUGUAAUCCUAGCACUUUGGGAGGCCGAGGCGGGAGGAUCACCUGAAGUCAGGAGUUUGAGACCAGCCUGGCCAACAUGGCGAAACCCCGUCUUUACUAAAAGUACAAAAAUUAGCUGGGUGUGGUGGUGGAUGCCUGUAAUCCCAGCUACUCGGGAGGCUGAGGCAGGAGAGUCGCUUCAACCCGGGAGGUGGAGGUUGCAGUGAGCCAAGAUUGUGCCACUGCACUCCAGCCUGGGUGACAGAGUGAGACCCUGUCUCAAACAAAAGCAAAAAACAGUUGGUUGGAAUCAUGCAGACAAAAACAAAGCUUAAAAGUAAAUGAUAACUACCUCAUGUUAACCCUACCCAGUCUAAUCAAUCAUCAUUUGAAAUAGCUGUCUGCCCUGGUACCAUGUUCCUUUCUCCCACAUUCCUCUCUUGCAUACAUUGCCUCAUGACCUUGGAUUAACCUAAAUCUAGUUCUUCCUGAGUAACUUCUGAAACUCUUUUUAAAAUCUCAAAGCUUUAUUUACUUAGGGCUUCCUGUCCUCAGUGGGAAUGCUAUUAGGCCACGCCUUUGCAAUUGGCCUGAGGAUGACACUAAUAAUGUUUACUACUAAGGUGUACUGUAUAAACAUCCUCUUCCUAGCCUGGACUCUUGCAUUUUAUAUUUUUACCAGAAGAAAGGUGAGUUAAAUUUUAGAGGCAUUGUUUUCCAACCACCUACUAAAGAUUCUGUUGAGUAUCAAUCAGGCUUUAUCCUUAGCCAAACAGCCACUAGAAAGCUGACCAUCAAAAGCUAAUUACGGUGUUGAAGGGGAUAUGGUCUGAAGCAAAUAUUGCCAAGGUGAACUUUGUACAAAUGUUAUUUGAAGGAGUAAAUGGCACUGAUAACUGCUUCACAUAUUUUAGAAGCAGUUAUAAUAAACUUAAUUAUAAUAAGCUAUAAAUAAAGUUGUAAUUUUAGUGAAGUGUGUAAAUGAAAAGUAUGGGGGGGAAAUCUAAUGAGAAACCUAAUAUCUUAAUGACAAUCAGAGUAUUUCACCCAAAAUUAGAAAGUUAAAAAAAAAAAAAAAGAAAUCUCAGUGUAGAAUAAAGGCUAAAACUAAUAUUUUCUGCCUAUACUUAAUAAGCAUUCCAUGAUUUACUAUCAGUCUAUCAAAUCCAUAGACAGCCUCUUUUAUCGUUUGGAUUAGCUGGCCAGUAGCCAGAUAGAACAAGUUCUGCCUCUGUUUGGUUUUCCUUCUGCUUUUAAUAACCAUGAGCAAACCAUUUAAACUGUCUAUGUUCUUUUAUCUUUUUUCCUGGAAUGUAAAUAAUUAUACUUAUCUUCCUCAUGACUAUCAGUGAAUCGUACUUCUGAAGUGAUUCUAAAUCCCUAUAUUUUGGAAAAUGAACAUAAUAUAUAGAUAUGAUUAUGUUAUAAUGCUACAGUAGACAGAAAGCUUUUUAAACUUUUCUCAAGGUUGAAAGCAUUGUGAGACAACCAAGAAAGAGUAUUUAUUUUUUUUUCCAUUGUAACCUUGCCAUGGGUGCUAGUAAGAAUUUUGGAAAUCCUAGUCAUUGAAAUAAAGUGGCAUGCGUAAAAUCCUUGUUAAUGUAGUAACUUGAUAUUCAGCAUGGACUAUGCAGUAUUUUAUUCUUUGACUUCAAUAUUUGAAUUAAUAUUUUCAUGGUUUUUUUAGAUGACACAAAUUAUUUAUGACAGCAAUAUCAAAUCCCUCGUUUUUUAACAAGAAAAUCUUACUCUUCUCUGAUGGUCAAUU